Harpegnathos saltator (Jerdon's jumping ant) is the source of this 1977-nucleotide messenger RNA. RefSeq names its product major facilitator superfamily transporter 16 (gene MFS16). The record is from RefSeq and is a predicted model, not a curated record. The transcript is spliced from 9 exons. NCBI's taxonomy places the organism in Eukaryota, Metazoa, Arthropoda, Insecta, Hymenoptera, Formicidae. Bases 327 to 1955 code for a protein of 542 amino acids. Gene Ontology annotation, cellular component: membrane. Gene Ontology annotation, biological process: transmembrane transport. Gene Ontology annotation, molecular function: transmembrane transporter activity.
UGCUGACAUGUCUUUUAAUUUCGUUAAUUGACAAUAGUGAUUUUAAUUAGUGGAAAAACUCUACUUUCGUCUCAGUUUCUCAAAUUUCCAUCUGUCAUAUCGGACGCGUAAAUCAUUGUAAAAUAGAAACAUGUUCUAAUGUCAUUUUUCUUACCUGUACAAGACAUUUUUGUUGCCAAAUUUUUGUAACCAAAGAAUGCUUUAUCAGUUAACGAUCAGAAGUUUAACAUAAUUUAAUGUUAAGAGUUGAAGUUGUGUAACGUGUAUGAUAAAGUAUCAAAUAUUAAUUUCUUUAAAACUUUAUCAUAUAUACUUCUACAUCAAGUAUGAGUGGACAGAUGAAAGAUGUGCCGUGUGGCAUUCAGUGUUUAAAACAUAUUUGCAACAAUUGUUGUACACAUCAUCAUAUUAAUUCGAAGCCAUGGUACCAAGCAGGGGUGUUGCUGAUUACUUUCUUAGCAUACACUUGUUACCAUUUAACUCGGAAGCCAAUAUCAGUAGUAAAGAAUGUUCUGAACCACAAUUGCAGUGGAAUAUCACCACCUUCUUAUAUCCCAGUGAAUGACAGUAUUCAUUGGUGUGAUUGGGCCCCAUUUGACACAGAUGAUGCACCAGCAUUAUUCGGUUUGCUAGACUCAUCGUUUCUAUUUGCAUAUGCAGCAGCUAUGUUUGUCAGCGGGAUUAUUGCGGAAAGAGUCAAUCUGCGAUACUUCCUCUCUCUCGGUAUGAUCGCUUCCGGUAUAUCCUGUUACCUGUUUGGAAUCGCCAGGCCGUACAAUGUUCACAGCUUAUGGUACUUUGUCUUGGUGCAGGCAAUAGGAGGAGUAUUUCAAACCACAGGUUGGCCUGGCGUGGUGACAGUCAUGGGAAACUGGUUCGGCAAAAGUAAACGCGGUUUCAUCUUUGGUAUAUGGAACUCGCACACGUCCUUAGGGAAUAUACUGGGCAGCUUGAUCGCGGCAAAGUACGUCGAGUCCGAUUGGGGUCUGAGUUUUAUGGUGCCUGGCGCUAUAAUGGGACUGGUCGGGUUCAUCGUCUUCGUGUUCCUAGUACCGAAUCCUACCGACGUAGGAUGUAGUCUGCCUAACUCUCAUGUAUAUAGAAAAAUUGAAGCGUCCAACAGUUCAGAUGAUGAUCUCUAUGCCGAUGUCGGUGAUGGCCCUCAUCCUGCUGGCGAAGAUCGUGUCAUCUAUCGCUGUGUCUACCGUGACCAAGUUGCUGCUGAUGACUACAAUGAUAAUUUGCGAUCUGAAAGCAGCCCGAUGCUAUCAGGACAUCGACGCAUUUACAGCGUGCAAUCCAGUACACAAGAUAACGCGAUUGGAUUUAUGGGAGCCAUAAAGAUACCUGGCGUCAUCGAGUAUUCUUUGUGUCUGUUCUUUGCGAAACUCGUUAGCUAUACAUUCCUCUACUGGUUACCAUUGUACAUUGCAGCUUCAACUACAUACAGUACCAGCUUAAGCGCGUAUUUAUCGACCUUAUUUGACGUUGGUGGCAUAGUAGGCGCUAUAAUCGCAGGAAUUUUUUCCGAUUACAGCGGUAUGAGUGCUUUGACGUGCGCUAUUAUGUUCGGACUUACAUUUCCCGCGUUAUUCAUAUACGAUUACAUCAGGAACGCCAGUCUAGGUGUCAACGUGGUGCUGCUACUGAUUGCCGGAUUACUGGUGAACGGUCCUUACGCUCUGAUAACAACUGCGGUAUCCGCGGAACUUGGAACCCAUCCUAGUUUAGGUGACAAUUCGAAGGCUUUAGCCACAGUGGCUGCCAUCAUCGACGGAACUGGUAGCAUUGGUGCUGCUAUGGGCCCACUGUUGGCGGGAAUGGUGUCCCGAUGGGCUGGAUGGCACAGUGUAUUUUAUAUGUUGAUGGGCGCAGACCUACUAGCUCUAUUGCUUCUGUCCAGAUUAGUUUAUAGGGAAUUAAAAUUGUACGCGCAAAGACGACGAGUUCUUUGAAUAUAGGCUGUAAAAUAGAAAA